AUGGAUGAAGAAAAACGUAUGCAAGUUCCCAUAAUUCCUCUUAGUAAGGUAUAUGUCAGAGUUUCCGCGGCUACAGGUGUUUCUGAACGUACUGUUCUGAACAUUGUAAAAGAAGCCAGAUUAGUGGAGCAAGGUUUGCUUGAUCCAGAGACAUUAAAAAAGACACCAAAGAAAAGAGUGCGGACUAAAGGAAAGAUUGAGGUUGAUGAAUAUGAUUUACAAGUGAUAAGGAGAAAAAUCCAUGAAUUCUAUGCAUUCAAGAAAGAAGUGCCAACAAUCAACAAAUUGCUUCAAAUUCUUAAAGAAGAGAUUAAUUUUAAAGGCUCUAGAGAAACUCUGCGAAAGAUAUUGCGUAAAAAUGGAUUCCAAUUUAGAAAAACCAAAAAUAAUAAAGAAAAAGAACCAACAACAGAAUCCACGUCAACUGUUCCUCCAAUGGUUCCACCAUACAUUCACACCAUGUUUAGCCAUAAGAAUGUUCAAUCAUAA
This is a messenger RNA of Parnassius apollo (apollo), 489 nucleotides long. NCBI's taxonomy places the organism in Eukaryota, Metazoa, Arthropoda, Insecta, Lepidoptera, Papilionidae. The record is from the annotation of a GenBank genome assembly.